This is a messenger RNA of Tigriopus californicus, 5028 nucleotides long. RefSeq names its product furin-like protease 2 (gene Fur2). Gene Ontology annotation, molecular function: serine-type endopeptidase activity. NCBI's taxonomy places the organism in Eukaryota, Metazoa, Arthropoda, Copepoda, Harpacticoida, Harpacticidae. Gene Ontology annotation, biological process: protein processing. Gene Ontology annotation, cellular component: trans-Golgi network; Golgi membrane. The transcript has a single exon. The coding region runs from base 445 to 3783 and encodes 1112 amino acids. The record is from RefSeq and is a predicted model, not a curated record.
GCAGUGUAUUGAUUUCCUCUGGCCUCGCCACGGACACGAGGGGAUCACGUUUGUAUUACGUACAGUGGCUGUAUGCAGACUAUUCGCUGACAGAAGGAAAGUUGUCUUAUUUCAUGGUGCAAAUUGUGUUUAAACGAACUUGGAACCUUUUUGUGGCCUUGAAGCAACGAAACAUGUGCAUAAUCGAAGGGAAUGGCUCGUAAAAUGUAGCGCGAUUUGAUUACGACGCGCUGAAAUAUGAGAAAUUCCCUACGAUGUUGUAUUCAAGAACCAAAACGAUGUUCAUGAGAAGCGGAGAGAGCACGAAAACGAUCGUUUGUUCAGGAAGAUGAGAGACUCUGCUCGUUGACUUUGAGGACCGGUUCUGUGAUGCUACUCAAUGAGGGUCUUCUGCCACUGUAAUAGUUGUCUGACAGAGUGGCAGAAUAGAGCGACGAACUCGCCAUGCCCGUAAUCAUGCGUCUCCGCGUCAGCGGAUGUUUGAAAUGGAAACAGAUCUGUUUCCAUGUUCUGCUCCUCCUUGCUCUGACCUUAUUUAGGCAGUCUGGGAGUCAGGUCAAGAUCUAUCACAACCAUUUUGCCCUGCACAUCCCAGACGGUCAAGGGGAGGCAGAUCGUAUUGCUCAAAAACAUGGCUUCACCAACCGUGGCCAAAUUGGGAAUGUGGAGAGCCAUUUCCUCUUUGAGCACCAUUCGAUAAGACCUCGUUGGACUAACUAUAGUUUGGAUCAUCAUGAAAUACUAGACCAAGAGCCUGGAGUCCGCUGGUUCGAGCAACAGCAUGAGAAAAGGCGUGUCAAACGAGAUGUCCACUCCUUUUAUAUGCCCGAUCCAAUGUUCAAAGAUCAAUGGUUUUUAAACCAUGGGGCCAUUGAUGGAAGCGAUAUGAAUGUCCAGCCAGCCUGGAUGAAAGGUUACACGGGCAAGCGUGUGGUUGUUACUAUUCUUGACGAUGGAAUACAAAGUGAUCACCCGGAUCUCAAACUAAAUUACGACCCAAUGGCCUCAACUGAUAUCAAUGGUAACGACGAUGAUCCCAUGCCGCAAGAUAAUAAUGACAACAAACAUGGAACCAGAUGUGCCGGAGAGGUAGCUGCCGAGGCUUUUAACAAUAUCUGUGGCGUUGGUGUGGCUUAUAAUGCCAGUAUUGGGGGAGUGAGAAUGCUAGAUGGUUUAGUUAACGACGCCGUUGAAGCUCGUGCCUUGUCGUUACGCCCAGAUCACAUCGACAUUUACUCAGCCUCCUGGGGUCCCGAAGACGAUGGCAAGACUGUGGACGGUCCUGGCCCUCUUGCCAAGAAAGCUUUUAUUAAUGGCGUCAAAUAUGGUCGCAAUGGGAAGGGGUCCAUAUUUGUAUGGGCUAGUGGUAAUGGAGGCCGGCGGGUGGAUAACUGCAACUGCGAUGGAUAUACAAACUCCAUUUUCACCCUCUCAAUUUCCUCAGCUUCUCAAGGGGGGAAGAAACCUUGGUAUCUAGAAGAAUGUUCAUCAACAUUGGCGACCACGUACUCAUCAGGGACACCUGGUCAUGAUGCAAGUAUCGCCACUGUAGAUCAAGAUGCCAAGCUCAGACCGGAUAAAAUUUGCACGGCAUCCCAUACCGGCACCUCCGCUAGCGCUCCCAUAGCGGCCGGAGUUUGCGCAUUGGCGUUGGAGGCCAAUCCCAAUCUCACGUGGCGUGAUAUGCAACACAUUGUCGUUCUUACGUCCAAUCCCAAUCCUCUCAUGGUCGAAUCAGGGUGGAAAACGAACGCCGUGGGACGAAAGUACAGUCACAAAUUUGGUUAUGGUCUAAUGGAUGCGAAUGGCAUGGUGGAAGUGGCGAAAGUUUGGCCGGGCUCUGGCCCCCUCGCCAUUUGUGAAACCGAUACGGUCACUCUGGAUCAACCUAUCCCAUCAGACCCCACAAGAGUUGCACGAGCUUCGAUGAAAACAAAUGCUUGCGGUCAAACCAGUAGCGAAAUUCGAUAUCUUGAGCAUGUGCAAUGUAAACUGUCACUGCACUAUCACCCCAGAGGUGCCCUACAAAUCGUUCUUACCUCUCCCUCUGGCACCAAAUCCUCAUUAUUGCUUCCACGGCCGAGAGAUACCACAAAUGCUGGUUUUGAGGAUUGGCCUUUCCUUUCAGUUCACUUUUGGGGAGAGCCGGCAAAUGGAACUUGGACCAUUGAGGUCAACCACAGCCCUAGUGUGAAAGGAACUAGCCAGAGCAAAGGGGUCUUGAAGAAGUGGAAAAUGCUCUUUUAUGGAACUCGAGAAAGUCCAUUAAAGGAUCCUUCUCUUGUGUCAGAAUUCGGUUCUUUUUUGGGAGAAGACCCCAGCCUGGACUCCAAGAUGAUGGAUGAGCCAGUCGACGUUUUGGGUAAUGAAGGGCAGCAGAUAUCUUGGUCAAGUGGAUCCCUCUCAUCUUAUCCGUACUUACAUAACCACUCACGCUUAUUGGAAUCCAAAAAGCCCCUUAAUCAAUACGACGUGAGCUCUUCCUCAUCAGAGUUUGACCUCUCCUCCUCCUCCUCGAUAACUCGCUCUUGCCAUCCUCAAUGCAAAGACAAUCAAUGCUCGGGUCCAAAGGCUACACAAUGUCUGGCAUGUAAAAGCUUCAAAUUUGGAAACGUUUGUGUAGACAGAUGCCCUCUGACCACGUACUCAUCGGUUCGUGGAACGUGUCAGGCAUGUCACCCAAGUUGUCAGACCUGCUUUGGACCCAAUCCCAACAAUUGCUUAUCUUGUGAGAAGUCUCUCUUCCUUUUGACCAAUCAAUCUAUAUGCAUUGAGGGCUCUUGUCCUUUGGGAUACCGCCAACGCUCUUCUUCAAAUGAAUGUGUCCCUUGUCCCUCUCAUUGUGAAAGCUGUACAGAGGCCUCAGAAGUGCUCAAUUUGAUUGAGAGUCCAGGAGCUGUCUACUCGCAGACCCAAGAGACUUCAGUGGUAUGCCUCAAGUGCCAAGACGGAUUAGUUCGAUCGGUUUUGGAAAAUAAAUGCAUGAGCAGUUGUCUAGGAGGCUUUUAUCUCAAUCAGGAGACCAAAGCAUGCGAUCCUUGCCAUGAAACUUGUGCCACUUGUACGGGCAGUUUGCCCACUCAAUGUUCUCUUUGCCAAGAGCACACAUAUUACUUCGAAAGAAAGUGCGUGGAAAUGUGCCCGAUCGGUUUUCGUCCAGAUGUUAAUCGGCAAGAGUGCGUUCCUUGUCCUCAAGGGUGUGGUAAAUGCACGAGUGAUCAAAAAUGCAUCAAGUGCCAGGAGGAGUGGACAUUUGCUUAUGGAGAGCAAGUUUGCAUUCCAAAGAUCAGCAUUUUGUGUGGAAAAGGGAGUUUUCGAGCCGACGAAAACGCCGACUGUCAGCCUUGUGGUCCAAAUUGUAGGUCAUGUGCUGAAAAUAAGGAAAAUUGCUUAACCUGUCCCAUGAAUCAGGCCCUUCAUUUGUUCACGUGUCUUGAUCACGAAUGCCCAUUGGGCACUUUCCAUGAUGAGAAGAUGAGAGAAUGUCAGCCUUGCCCACACGUUUGCACGGAAUGUGAAUCGUUCAACCAUUGCACAAAAUGCCAUUUAGGUCAUGCUUUGAAUGCUCGUGGACGUUGUGUGACCAGUUGCAAGCCCGAGGAAUACCAAACUUCUGAACAGCAAUGCCGGCCGUGCCAUGGGAGUUGUCUAACUUGCCAGGGCCCAACUGACAAGGAUUGUCUAUCUUGUCCCACGGCCAACAAAUACCUUACCCCUACUGGUCAAUGUUUGGAGCAAUGUAGUCGUGGUUUUGUGGACGAGAAAGGCCAAUGUCAAGCUUGACACCCAUCUUGCUCUUCGUGUCACGGUCCAAGCCCAUUUCAAUGUUCCACGUGUUCCAGUGGAAGGAAGUUAGGGCCAGAUGGAACUUGCCAGAGUUGUGAGCCUCAAAAGUUUUACGAUGGACACUCAAACGAGUGCUUGCUUUGCCAUGAAUCUUGUGGAACGUGCUCUGGGCCGCAAGACAGCGAUUGCUCGUCAUGCCAUGUUCCGCUCGUUCUUGACACUUGGAAUGGAACUUGUGUACCUUGCUGUCAGAGCCUUGACGAGAGGCAUUGUUGUGCUUGCUCCGCUUCUAAAGAAAAAUGCUUGAAACCAUCAAAGAAAAUCCUCUCCCGCAAACGCAGUAGUGUUAGAAUCUCUUUGAGCGACGAAGUGCUCUCCAAUCCCUCGAGAUCUGUCUUCCUCUACGGGUCUCUCCUCACCACUCUGGUCGUAAUGAGUCUCCUUGUCGUGAGGUACUUCAAAAGAGGCAAGCUGUUGGGAAGAUCCUCUUUGAAUGGAGUCGGACGAAGAAGGACUCGACGCAGAAGGCAAAGUUCUCAAGAUCUUUCAAGGACUAAUUACCAGAAACUUUUGACAGACGAGGAUGUAGCGGACGGUAUUAACGGUAAUAGACCCAUGUCCAAGAACCUUCACACUUACUCUGUUUCUGACCUGAACCAAAGUGAUGAUGACCUGGAUCAAAGUAAUGAUUUGUUCGACCUCAGAAAUGGGAACUCGGAGAGUGUUCCACUUUGCCACCUGAAGACUUAGAUGAGGUCUCGUUCUGUGAUAAGUUGAAUUCCUUCGAGCAAUAGCUUUGUGUCUCAAAUUGAAUUUCGUUUACUCUAUAACCCUUCGGAAUAUGUACUCAUAAGUCUUAUCGUGGGGAUUUGAAUGGUACAAUCAGAUAUUUUUCAUGUUUGAACCAAAAGAACCUUAAAAACUCCAAGGCUUACCAAAAACUCAAAUCUAGAAUUCACAAUUGAAACAUUUCUAAAAGAUUAUGGCAGAAUCCGUUGUCACAUUUACAUCGCUUACCCCAGGGGUGCCUGGGUUAAUAUCUUGAGAUUAUACCUUUUGAUUAACGAAUUUUUUAAACACAUGUGGCAUUUUGUAUACUUCUGUGACAAGAAAAAAAAUGAGAAUUUUAUUUCAAAUAUUCAUCCAUGUAUGACGAAUGUGACUGUGAUCAGAGAAUGCUACCGUUUAUCCAAUCAACUACUUUUCAAGUUUGUGAUGAAAUAAACUACAUCUAUUUAUGAA